UGGGAAAAAUCUCGACCGAAAGGAAGCUGGAGCUGUGAAUGGAUAAGUCACGAAAUCUUUCCAAGUUUCCAAACAGAGAGAGAGAGAGAGAGAGAGAGAGGCAUAUAAGCAGAGAAAAAUGGUGACUCUAUCAAUUCCACUACCCCAAAACGGUUCAGCUCUCAGGUAUACCACCGGGAAACGCCUCUUUUCGCCGGUUCCCACGCUCCAUUCGCCUACCCGGAUCAGUUGCUCUGUAGCUAUUAAAGAUGGUUCCAGAGUGGAGGGAUGCUUUUCUCAUUUCAACAAACUUAAGAAUGUUGCUUGUGGUAUUCUUGCUGUUUGGGCUGUGACCACUGCAUCACCUGUAAUUGCUGCUCGUGAAAGGUUGCCUCCACUGUCAACAGAGCCUAACCGGUGUGAACGUGCAUUUGUUGGUAACACUAUAGGUCAAGCAAAUGGCGUUUAUGACAAGCCAAUUGAUCUCCGCUUCUGCGAUUACACAAAUGAAAAAUCAAACCUCAAGGGGAAGUCUCUUUCGGCAGCACUCAUGUCAGAUGCUAAGUUUGAUGGUGCAGACAUGUCAGAAGUGGUGAUGUCUAAGGCGUAUGCUGUUGGGGCCAGCUUCAAGGGUGUAGACUUCUCAAAUGCAGUAUUAGACCGAGUCAAUUUUGGGAAAGCCAAUCUGCAAGGAGCUGUGUUCAAGAAUGCUGUAUUAUCAGGAUCCACCUUUGAUGAAGCUCAAUUGGGAGAUGUAGUGUUUGAGGACACCAUCAUUGGCUACGUUGAUCUUCAGAAGCUCUGUACAAAUACGACCAUUGGUGCCGAAGGAAGAGCUGAACUGGGGUGUCGGUAACCUUGGUUUACUUCCUUCUAUUUCUUCCUUAAAUCUCUUCAAGAUAAUUGGUUUCAGGCUGUUCUAAAUUGAUGAUUUUGUUGAACCGUUUGUCCCACCACUCUAGCACUCUGGGAAUUAAAAAAUGUGGCGUAAAAUCAUGGUGGAGGCAAAUUGGGAUUGCUCUUGGAAGCUUUGUAUUAUCUUUGUAUUUAUGAUCAAUCGGCCAAAGUUGUGAGAAGGCGCUCAGCUUUGAUCUUCUGGCUUCUUACUUUUCCUUAAAUACUUACAGGAAUAACACUUAUGUUCAAGAGGACUACGUGUAUGUGAUGUGACAUCCACCAUUCAGGGUUUGUAAUGCAAUAUACUGUGUACCAAUUUUUGGUGUAGUAUAUAUAUAUUAAGAAGUUGAUUGUUCAAGAACAA
Messenger RNA from Malania oleifera, 1240 nucleotides. Its product is annotated as thylakoid lumenal 17.4 kDa protein, chloroplastic. NCBI's taxonomy places the organism in Eukaryota, Viridiplantae, Streptophyta, Magnoliopsida, Santalales, Ximeniaceae. The record is from RefSeq and is a predicted model, not a curated record. The transcript is spliced from 4 exons. The coding region runs from base 119 to 835 and encodes 238 amino acids.